This is a messenger RNA of Centropristis striata (black sea bass), 1512 nucleotides long. It is a transcript of the gene thg1l, whose product is annotated as tRNA-histidine guanylyltransferase 1-like. The record is from RefSeq and is a predicted model, not a curated record. Gene Ontology annotation, biological process: tRNA modification. Gene Ontology annotation, molecular function: tRNA guanylyltransferase activity; magnesium ion binding. The transcript is spliced from 7 exons. The coding region runs from base 360 to 1271 and encodes 303 amino acids. NCBI's taxonomy places the organism in Eukaryota, Metazoa, Chordata, Actinopteri, Perciformes, Serranidae.
UCCCCGGAAAACAGUCUCGCUUUAAACUGGACUACAAGUUUUGUAAGACGCGUUUCUGGCGCCUUUUACUCACACACGAUCUUUGGUUGCACUCUCCUUCCUCUACCACAUGAUGGCGCUAAGACACAGAUUAUGUCUGUUGCCUCCAUGUAAUGUGCAUAUUUUAAUGGCUUAGCCAAUGCAGCAGAACAAAAAACAAUUUGUUUAUUUUAAAGAUAUUUUUAAAGCAGGUUGGACGAACGCGCUAAUUGAUUUUUUAAUAGUUGUUUGACAUUUUAUAUUCUGUGCUCCGGAACCUAUGUUCGCACUUUCUGUUUCACCACUACGACAGUGUUCAUCGACGGACUGUACACAAACCAAUGGGUACCCUUAUGCUGAUUGGAAAGGCCUGCACAUUUGGUGGACGUAUCAGGUCUUGUGUCAUCAAACCUCUGGCCUGUUUUUUUACUAGUUCUAACAGAAUGGCUAAAAGCAAGUUUGAGUAUGUCCGCAACUUUGAAACAGAUGACACUUGUCUCCGAAAUUGCUACAUUGUUGUGAGAUUGGAUGGGCGCAACUUCCACAAGUUUGCAGAGCAGCACCACUUUGCAAAGCCCAACGAUAACAGGGCUCUGAGUCUGAUGACCCGGAGCGCACGCUCUGUCAUGGAAGAACUCGAGGAUAUUGUCGUUGCUUACGGUCAAAGUGACGAGUUCAGCUUUGUUUUUAAGAGGACCUCCAGCUGGUUUAAGAGGAGAGCCAGUAAGCUCAUGACCCACGUGGCCUCCCAGUUCUCCUCCUCAUAUGUGUUUUACUGGAAGGAGUUUUUUGGGGAGGAGCCCCUUUUGUACCCCCCAGGCUUUGAUGGACGUGUGGUCCUGUAUCCUAGCAACCGCAAUCUCAAAGACUACCUCAGCUGGAGACAGGCAGACUGUCACAUUAAUAAUUUGUACAACACAGUGUUUUGGACUUUAGUACAGAAGGGGGGACUGACCACGACCCAGGCAGAGGAUCGCUUAAAGGGAACAUUAGCUGCAGACAAAAAUGAGAUCCUGUUCUCUGAGUUUGAUAUCAACUACAACAAUGAAUCUGCCCUCCACAGAAAAGGCACCACUCUCAUCUGGGUCAAGCGAGCUGAAGUCAUCACCAAACCCAUUAAGCGUCCAAACGAAGAGGAGAAGGUCGUGACUAAGAGUCGCAUGAGGAGGAGCGUGGAGGCCCACCACUGCGACAUUAUAGGAGAGCAGUUCUGGGAGGAACACCAAGACAUCCUGGAGGAUGACAACUGCUAACAGCUAAUACUGAACUUAGUGUGUCCAGAACGGUUGAAGUGGACCCAUUCAGGCAGUGGACAGAUGACAGAGCAGCUUGAUGCUGACUGAUGUACAUGAACGACACUUCCCAUGAAGCUCAGUGGCCUCGUAUCUAUUGAAAGAGCAUUUUCUGCCACCGUGAUGAUUGACUUUGUACCAUUACUCUCUCACAGCCGGAACAUAUCUGUAUAUCCUAUAUUAAACGUCUAUCAUAAUGUUC